UCUCCAAGUAUAAAGUCAAAGAAACCAAAUAAUUAAUAAAAAUGGAUUGUCAGGCAACAGGAAACCCAAAGACCGGAGAGGCAGCCGCCCGUUGUGGAGUGAUGGUGGGUGACGAUCUGGUCAAUGCUCGGGCCGGAGUAUUCGCCUCCACUCCAGGCACUGGUGGACCCGUCACCAAGGGAGUUUAUGGAGCGGUGAAUGCCAAUGGACAUGGCCUCUCGUUGCAGCAUGGUCACAUCGAGGGCAUGGGCAGCACCACCACCGCCGCAGCUCAGGCCAGUCUGCUUCAGAGCCAAAACACCUCGCUCAACGCCACCGCCUUCCACAGCCACAACCGAUCUUACGACCAGUUUGGGGGAGGACUCAAUCUGCAGACGACAGUGGGUCACCAGGCGGCUGUGGGGGUCACCCGGGUGCCGCAGUUCGAUAUGACCACCGUCCAGGGUUCUGGGAGGGCCAACCUGUACUCCUCACCCAGUGGCAACCUCAACCUCAAUGCCACCGGCAGUGCCAAUCACCACUUGAGCGGACCGAGGCGUGGCAAGACCGAUUUCGGCACUGGACUGAACUUGCGAUAUGAUUUCUAAUUUAGAAUCAUGUAAGACUAUAAGUAUCAAUAUAUAUGCCUAAUAAAAAUUGUCAAUAAAAUAAAA
This is a messenger RNA of Drosophila elegans, 653 nucleotides long. RefSeq names its product attacin-A. The record is from RefSeq and is a predicted model, not a curated record. Gene Ontology annotation, biological process: defense response to bacterium. Gene Ontology annotation, cellular component: extracellular region. The coding region runs from base 42 to 587 and encodes 181 amino acids. The transcript has 2 exons. NCBI's taxonomy places the organism in Eukaryota, Metazoa, Arthropoda, Insecta, Diptera, Drosophilidae.